UCUGAAGGAAAGCAGCAGCACAGAAGCGGCGCCAGGGAGCGUAUUGUUUGUGUGUCUGAGCGCAGCAGGGACGUUGUGAGGGAUUGUUUAGUUGCGUUUGUCUACGUGUUGGUUUUGUUUUUUUGGUUUUUUGGAGGGGGGAGGCUCUCUCCAAAGCGUUUCAUUUUCCUGUAAGCGGCCGGUGGAAGUGCAGAGAUUGCGUUUAACAGUAAAGGCAAAAUAAAACGAGAUCGAGGUGUUUCAGAAGAGGCCCAGCAAGCACGCAGCAGAUGUUGGAGAUGGAUAUGCGCGCAUCCUCCGCGUCUCUCCUGGAAGAGGAACUCGCCUCUGCCAUCGAGCCUGCAGUGAAAGCGGCUGUGCUGAGCGUCAUGUCUGCAAUUACCCGGUUCGUGGACCGCAGAUGCGCAGUUUUCUAUGUCAGUCAGAAGGAACGAGAAAAGGAAUUUCAAAGCGUACGACUACGAUUGGAAAUAGCGGAGCGCGAAUUGCAAGCAGCAAGGAAACGAGACUACGCCAGCGCUAACGUGCAAAACCCCUGGAGCAACGCCGAUCAGCUAGCCGAAAAGGAGAAGGAAGAGAACCGUUUGAUCCGGGCUUCGUUCUUCAGUGAAACAGCUGAUAAACGUGCAUUUAACAGUCGGGUCAGCGGCAGCGUUGCUGUUGCCACUACACGGGAUCGCUCCACUCUACCAGCUCAGCCAGUCCGGGAGCCGGAGCCUGCAGUCCACACCGCACUGAAAAACUCCCGGGUUUUAAUCCAGGAGGAUGGGACCUAUUCCGAGCAGGACCUGCUGAUGCGAGGCGAUGAACAGAUGGGCCACGCAAGCACAGCGGGGUGGAGGAGAGCAGUGGAAGGUCCUGCACAGAGAAAUGCUCUCCCCCAUGCUGAGGAAGGGUCGAAGGCAGAAUCAGCUCCCAUUCAAGAGGAGCUCUUUGCCCAGGAAUGGUGCAGGAGUCCAAAGCAGGCUACAGAGCUGACAUCUAUUGAAGGGAAGGUGGAGGAGGAACCUGCACUAGAUCCUGAGCACAUUAAUGAAGAGAUCCCUGGAAUUGAGUGUGUCAUCAUUAAAGAGGAGGUUCUUGAACGUGAAUCUGACCCCUUUGAAGAGGGGGGUUCAGACCACUUUGAAAGACGGCAGCAAAUUCACGCUGGACAGAAACUGCAUUCCUGCACUGUGUGUGGGAAGAGUUUCAGCAGGUCAGCAGAGCUGAAAAGACACCAGCGAAUUCACACCGGAGAAAGACCGUACCCCUGUACUGAUUGUGGAAAGAGCUUUGGUGCUUCGACAGAUCUGAAGAGACACCUGCAGAUCCACACAAGAGAGAAACUGUAUCACUGUACACAAUGUGGCAAGGGUUUCACUCAUUCUGGAACACUUGCAUUACACCAGCGAAUUCACACAGGACAGAAACCCUACAGCUGCACUGAGUGUGGGAAGAGCUUCACUCAUUCAGCAACACUGUCUUUACACCAGCGGAUUCACACAGGAGAGAACCUGUACCAGUGUUCUGAAUGCAGCAAGACAUUCAUUGCAUCGGCAGAGCUGAAAAGACACCAGCGAAUUCACACAGGGGAGAAGCCGUACCGCUGCACCGAAUGUGGCAAAAGUUUCAAACAGAUGCCGCACCUUAAAACACACCAGCAAAUUCACACAGGGGAAAAACCGUAUUGCUGCACUGCGUGUGGGAAGAGUUUUACGUUCCACUCCCAGCUGAAGAAACACACAGAGUCCAGCCAUGCUGUCAGACACACCCCCUGAACGUGAUGGUGCAGUCCUGCUUGGAAUCAAGUGAAUACGGGUGUGUUCUGUUAGUGUGUGGGGGUCAAUUAGGACAACUAUCUCCUUUUUGUGACCAAAGACAAAAAGAUGGAACAGGAACGACGAUCAAAUGUAAAACAGUUUUUUUGGGGGUUUUUUUGGUGGAAAAACUGCUAGGACAUGCUGACUUCUCAGUUUUAUUUGCGCUUGAGUGACAAAUUUGGAUGUUGCCACUCUAGAAUUCCCUUUUUCAUCUCAAUUGCUACAAGCAGUACAGUUAAUCAGCUGCACUGGUGAAACAGCUGCAAGUCUAUCAGAAGAUGGUUAUCAUGUAUGAGUCUCUAGACCUGUACAGAAACAGAAGAAAGGCAUCCAGGCAGCCCAUGAGUGGCAUGAGUCACCACUGGGAUUCUUGAUGCCCGGAGACCUUUUGUAAAGAAGUUUUUGAACAGUGUUUAUUCACCUGCUGGUAUGAUUAGAGAAUUGACGGAUUAAAAAGUGUGGAUGGAUCGAUGCCUUAGGAAAUAGGCAAUAGUCGAAAUGUUGUAGCAAACUGUUUAAAUAGUGAGUCAACUGCUCUUAACCUUCAGUAAGUAUACCUGGUGAUUUGAGGCCGUGAAUCUUGAAUAAUGAAUCUUUCUUUUUUUUUCUGUUCAAUAUUUGUUGUGUUUUGAAGUGUGUUGGGCCUCGCUAUUGGUUCCCUGUCUUUCUGGUCCAGUUGAAAUAGCGUUCAAAUCUGUUUCAGAAUAUCGUGUGAGAAUGUCGUGUAUCUCCCAGUCUACAGUGGCUAUGGCAAGACUCCCCCUCCCAAAACAUAAAAAUGCAGUCAUCAGAAGUGGCCCCAGGAUUUUGAAAAUGUAGCCAGUGAAAAUACACACCCUGUGCCUUGUAUUGCACAUCCAACAGUGGCUGUGUGUAGUUUUCGUAGGAUUCCAUCUACACUGGAAAGAACAUGUGUGCGAAACAGGACCCUUUUUCUCAACUAAAAGUUAAAAAUAAAGAACUGUGACAAAACUAUCCACUCUGGUGGCUGCUGCAGUGCUUUCUGUGGGAAGGCUAUUUUUAUUUUUAUCAAAAAGUAGACAUUGCCCUCAACAGUGCUUUCUACGCUUUCAGAAAAUGAUGAUAAUUUUGGAUGGCCCCUUAGUUUUGUAGGUUUUAGAAUUUUCUUUUGUAUUUGGUUGUAUUUUUAUUUACCAAUAAACAAAAACAAACUUUUAAUUUGAAUGUUUUGGUAAAAUAUUCUGGUAUUAAUAUAGACAAACAUUUUCUAAUGCUGGUCACUCUGAUAUAUUUGAUAUCUUAAUUGAAUUCAUUGUAAAUCCCUUCACCACAUCUCUGGUUUGCAGCAAUGGGCAAAACUGUUCAUGACUAGUAGUAAUAGAUUAUAGAUUGAGUGUAACUUUUGUUCUCUGAAUUUCAGUAGCCCAGAGAAUUGUGUUAUGCAAGUAUAGUGAAACCUUAACUAUAUGUCUGAUUUUGAAUGGUCAUUUCAUAGAAACUGAAUAAAAUAUUGU
Polyodon spathula (Mississippi paddlefish) is the source of this 3277-nucleotide messenger RNA. Its product is annotated as zinc finger protein 19-like. Gene Ontology annotation, molecular function: DNA-binding transcription factor activity; RNA polymerase II cis-regulatory region sequence-specific DNA binding. Lineage: Eukaryota; Metazoa; Chordata; Actinopteri; Acipenseriformes; Polyodontidae. The transcript is spliced from 2 exons. The coding region runs from base 270 to 1760 and encodes 496 amino acids. Gene Ontology annotation, biological process: regulation of transcription by RNA polymerase II. The record is from RefSeq and is a predicted model, not a curated record.